AUGGCGACACCAUCUGAGAUAAGUUUGGAGGAAGCUGCAGAAGAUGUAAAACUUCAUAAAAUACAUGAUGAAGAGUUCUUUUCAGAGCUUGAUAAAUUUUCUACGUUUGAUCAAUUUUGUAAUGGAAUCAGGCGUAAUGUACGUUUCAAUCCUAAAAAAGUCGAAGAUGUUUGCAUUAAGCUAAUACGUCAUUUAUAUAGGUUAAGUAAAGCGAAUUCUCCGAAACACAGUAAUUACUGCAAUUAUAUACGUUAUUGGUUAUUUGAGCAAAUAGGUGUACUUUGUACUAGCGAAUCUGGAAGCAUUGGUGAUGAAGCUUUUUUUAAAGAACUUAUUGAUACAUGGAAACAAUUUAAUAUGUUAAUAUUAAGAAAUAAAUGUAGUCCGGAAGAAAUAAAAGGUGUUAAAUUAAGUGAAUUAAAAAAGAGGAUAUUUUCCGUAUAUUUAUUUUGA
Molecule: messenger RNA, 453 nt
Organism: Plasmodium cynomolgi strain B
Lineage: Eukaryota; Apicomplexa; Aconoidasida; Haemosporida; Plasmodiidae
Exons: 2
Coding region: 1-453 (150 amino acids)
Source: RefSeq, a predicted model, not a curated record